This is a messenger RNA of Habropoda laboriosa, 747 nucleotides long. Its product is annotated as carbonic anhydrase 1-like. NCBI's taxonomy places the organism in Eukaryota, Metazoa, Arthropoda, Insecta, Hymenoptera, Apidae. The record is from RefSeq and is a predicted model, not a curated record. Gene Ontology annotation, cellular component: cytoplasm. Gene Ontology annotation, molecular function: carbonate dehydratase activity; zinc ion binding. The transcript has 4 exons. Bases 1 to 747 code for a protein of 248 amino acids.
AUGCAGUGUGCAGGCGAUGGUCGAAAAUGGGGUCAGUCCCCAGUCGAUGUCGACGAAAGCAGUGCCAUCGGAAUAAAGUUUCCUGCACUUAUUAUGAGUGGUCACUGGAGUCAGGAUGGCGAAGCUAAAAUGCGAAAUACUGGCAGCACAGUUCGCAUAACACUGGAGGGAAAUAGGAGUCCGGCAACGAUUCGCGGCGGUCCAUUGGGGAAUGACGUAUACGAACUAUCAGAAGUGGUAUUUCGAUGGGGUCCAACCAACUGUAAGGGCGCAGAGCAUACACUGAAUGGCACUUGGUUCACAAUGGAAGCACAAGCGAUACAUUUCAAUAAAAGAUACGAGAAUAUUGAGAACUGUUGGGACAAACCUGACGGUUUGGCGAUUUGUGCGUAUUUUCUACAGGCUUAUCAAGUUCCAACCUGGGACGAGCAUCCCCUGUUCUCCAAAAUCUCCGACGAUUUGCACAAAAUUACUCAACCUGAUUCGUCCACAAAAUUACCACCAAAUUGUUUGUGUUGGAUGAGGCAGGCUUGUCAAACGCCUGGUUACUAUACCUAUUUAGGCUCAACCACAACCUUUCCAUUCCACGAAUGCGUCACAUGGAUUGUUUUCCCAGAACCUGUCCGAAUUUCCGAAAACCAGGCAGAAUCAUUUCGAAUGUUGUGCAACAAGCGAGAAAUGUGUUUGAAAGAAAAUUAUCGAGAAGUGCAGAAUUUAAACGGUCGAGUAGUUUAUUACGUCAACUAA